Messenger RNA from Polyodon spathula (Mississippi paddlefish), 5200 nucleotides. RefSeq names its product SH2 domain-containing adapter protein F-like. The transcript has 6 exons. The record is from RefSeq and is a predicted model, not a curated record. Gene Ontology annotation, molecular function: phosphotyrosine residue binding. Bases 3284 to 4624 code for a protein of 446 amino acids. Lineage: Eukaryota; Metazoa; Chordata; Actinopteri; Acipenseriformes; Polyodontidae.
CGAGUCGAGCUCUCACUCUGCUCGUGCGGAUCGCGUUUCUCGGCGCCUCCACAGCCCGCAGCUGUCAAUUAAAGCUGAUUACUCUCCAUCUGUCACCCACUAAUUAUAGCAUGCAAAUGAGCUGGGGAAGAAAAAUCGCACCCACAAAACGAGACACGUGACACCGGAUCCUGUCUGCGCGCACAUCCACUGACCUCCGUGAACCCAGCUUGCAUUGUUAUAGCAGCUCGUGGGUGCGUGGACACACUGCCGCGAAUAAAGAAAUAAUAAAUUCUUCACGGAAAUGCACGCUCGCGUUGUGGCUCCAGUCCAAUAAUCGGGGGUUUACUGGAGUGCAUAUCUAUCAGUUGAAGAGGUCUGUCUGCUUAGACGUUAUGAAUACAGUCGCUCGAGGCAGCAGUUAUCCGUCGAACUAACUGUGAUUCUGGGGAAUGACGCCUAGAUGGCGCUAUACUACUAAUAAUAGUUAUAUAGCGUCUUUCAUAGUGGACUCCCACCACAAAGCGCGUUACAGAUUUAAUUUAACAUCUCAUCAGCAAGACGGAGCACAAGGAGGUGAAGGGACUCGCUCAGGGGCACAUACAGCGAGUCAGCCAGUGGCAGAGGUGGGAUUUGAACAGGAGACCUUCUGGUUACAAGCCGGGGAGGAGGGAGGCAGUGACUCGGAAGCUCUCUGUUUAGUAGAAACACAAAAGAUGUUAUUACAUAGAUGAAUAGUAAACCGUGUUGAAUCUGUGAUACAAAUAGAGAGAGAGCUCCUUCUCCACCGGGACAGAUUAAACACGAGAGAGAGAGAGCUCCUUCUCCACCGGGACAGAUUAAACACGAGAGAGAGAGCUCCUUCUCCACCGGGACAGAUUAAACACGAGAGAGAGAGAGCUCCUUCUCCACUGGGACAGAUUAAACACGAGAGAGAGAGCUCCUUCUCCACCGGGACAGAUUAAACACGAGAGAGAGAGAGCUCCUUCUCCACCGGGACAGAUUAAACACAAGAGAGAGAGCUCCUUCUCCACCUGGACAGAUUAAACACGAGAGAGAGAGAGCUCCUUCUCCACUGGGACAGAUUAAACACGAGAGAGAGAGAGAGCUCCUUCUCCACUGGGACAGAUUAAACACGAGAGAGAGAGAGCUCCUUCUCCACCGGGACAGAUUAAACACAAGAGAGAGAGCUCCUUCUCCACCUGGACAGAUUAAACACGAGAGAGAGAGAGAGAGCUCCUUCUCCACUGGGACAGAUUAAACACGAGAGAGAGAGAGCUCCUUCUCCACCGGGACAGAUUAAACACAAGAGAGAGAGCUCCUUCUCCACCGGGACAGAUUAAACACGAGAGAGAGAGAGAGAGCUCCUUCUCUACCGGGACAGAUUAAACAGGCGGCUGUGUGUGGGUGAGACAGAUUUGGGGAAGGCAAUUAUUGUCGGCUAAAAACCAAUGGGAAGCAAAAUCCACUCGGGAAUCUGAGUGCGCCCCUCCCCUUUAAAGAGACGGCGUCUCUCUCAGGCUCUCCUGGUUUUUUGUCCCAAAUCAGUCAGCAUUCUCCGAACAGACGAGAAGGGCAGCCUUCGGGAUCGGAGGACAGCGGAUCCGCAGGCAAGGGACUUUUUAAAGGGCUGUACACGUCAGCAGGCUCCGGUUUAAUUCGCUUCGCAACGCGGUGUGGUUUUUCGAUCGUGGCUCUUGAAGCAGACAGUGGAUUCAAACUGGAAAACUCGCUGAAAAGAGAAACACAGUCAGCAGUAUUCGUGAUGGCAGCCUGGUCUUUGAGGGGAGUGAAAACACACAACAAGCCCCAGUAGCGUGGUGUAAUGCUGAUGUGUGCAGACCCAGCUUCACUGCUGCGGACUCUGUUAUUAUCGCAUUGAUCUGCGGGUCGGCUGCUGCUUUACCGAGCGGCGAAGGGCACUUUCCAAACAGGAUUUCCCCAGGAUUUCCAGAGAGAGCUGUGGACGCCGCAAUCUCAUUACAUUGAAAAAAAAAAAAAAAACAAAAAAAAAAACACGCAGACAUCAAGCCGGGAGAUUAAUAAUACCAGUACGAGGGUUCAAGGCAAUAACCCGGUUUCAUAACCGCACAGGAUUUGAGUGCAAAUUAAACGUUCUUUGACCUGUGAGUUUAUCCGGACCGAUAAUACAUUGAACACAGUCACUGUGAUUGACUCCUAGAGACAGGCUGGGUUCUACUGGUACGGUGUAGACUACAAUAAUAACAACACUGUGAUAAUAACGAUAAUAAUAAUAAUAAUAAUAAUAAUAAUAAUAAUAAUAAUAAUAAUAAUAAUCCGCCAGGAAUGGCUUCUGUUGCGGUCUGAACUGGCGGGUCGUUGCUGGUGUUUAAAGGACUCUGUAAAUAGUUGUCGCGCCGUCAGAAAGAGUGAGCUAUGAACUUGGCAGAAAUGUCUUAACUGAGAGCAGAGAAGCUGACGAAACUCGCGAUUGAUCUGAUUGUGUUUUCCGCGCUGUGUGUGUUUACCGAUCGAUCACCUUCGUGUUUAUAACGAAGAGUCAGAGGAGACGGGCUGAGUGCACUGCAAAGCUGCCAGGCGGCUCCCGGUAUAUCCGCCGCUUUUCACCACGCAGGUUAGUGUAAUAAAAUCUCUCACUAUCUGCUCGAGUGUGUUAAAGCUUGAAUCUGCUGCUGGUAUUAAAUUCUCCUAAGCAUAUACACGGAAUUCAAACCAAUAAAUCGAUCUGAUUGUGCGGGAAUGUUUCUGAGAAUAUUCUAAUCGUGUGUUCGCGUAUAAUAUAUACUAAAAACACCUGAGACGCGCAUUAGCUAACACAAGCACAGACAUUAACUGCUCUGGCUAACGAUAGCAUUGCUAAACUUUGUUUUUUUAUUUUACAAUAAGAGACAGCCACAGUAGCACAAUUCCAAUUGAACUAAUAUUCCUAACAGUGAUUUGUCUGCGGAUUCCCAGCUGUCGAGGCGGUGUGCGGCGCUGCUAGGUUGCUGUGCCGGGCAUCCUGUCUGUUCCACUGACUCCCUUCACAUCGCUUCCACACACCCGUGCACUUCAGAGCGUGUGGAUCACGAUUCGGGUCACUCCACACCAGUGACCUGGCCGCGUGUAUUUGACACGCAGGGGAAUGUGGAUAUCUGUGGCAGUCUUUCUCUGGUAACGCGUUCCUCGCUGCUGGCUCCGGUAUCCAGUACAUACUAUUUAGAAAGUGUGAACGCUUUCAAUAGUCUUGGUAAUGCAGUAAUAAGAAGGCGCUUUGUGAACUGUGCUGCGCCUGUUUGUUUUAUUGGACUCUGGUCCCCCCACCCCACCCCACCCCGGCGCAAUGGCGAAGUGGCUGAAGGAUUACCUGAGUUUCGGGAGCCGGCGAGUCCCCCCGCAGCCCCCCAAGCCCGACUACACCGAGAGCGAGCUCCUGAAGGCGUACCGGGCCCAGAAGAACCUUGACUUUGAGGAUCCCUACCUGGAGUCAGAAAACAAGCCCAGACUGGAUGGGGGCCCGGCCGAGCCCCCGACGCCCAGCUCCCCACUCAAACCCGGGACCCUGGAGAUGAAAUUCGUCUCCCCAAAACACCGGCUCAUCAAGGUGGACUCGCAGGACCUGAGCCGGGGGAAGAUUCUGGUGUCUUCAUCAACCGCCGAGCCCAAAGCCGAACCGGCUGCAGUCCCUUCUGCUCUGGCUCCGGGAGGCACGGAUUACUCCGACCCGUUCGACGCAAGGUCCAACCAAGAGGAGGCGCCUUGCAGCGAGAACAACGGAUACAUGGAGCCAUAUGAGGCCCAGAGAGUCAUUACAGAGCUGCAGAAGAAGGGUUCCUCGGAAGGGUUGAAGAGGGGUUCCUUGGAGAGGUUGAAGGGAGGUUCCUCGGAAGGGUUGAAGAGGGGUUCCUUGGAGAGGUUGAAGGGAGGUUCCUCGGAAGGGUUGAAGGGGGGUUCCUCGGAGCGGUUGAAGGGGGGUUCCUAUGAAGGGUUGAAAGGGGGUUCCUCGGAGCGGUUGAAGGGGGGCCGGACCUGCAGGGGGGUUCAGCUCUAUGACACCCCUUAUGAAGCGCGGGGAUGUUAUUUGGAGCCCAAACUCCUGGGGGGAGAGUGGGAGGGGGGACCGCUGCCCCAGGAUGACGAGAGACCAGCCGAUGAGUACGACCAGCCCUGGGAGUGGAAGAAAGAGAACAUCAGCAAAGCCUUCGCAGUGCAGUUUGAGGCGGGGGAGUGGGACCGCUCGCCCCCCUUGAAGGAGCGUCUACACCCCCCUAAGCAGAGUCCCCUGUGCGGGGGCCCCAAGUUCCGCAAGGGCCCCCGCCUGGAAGCAGCUCCCUUGCUGGGGGAGAGAGUGGACCCCAGCCUGCCUCUAGAGCAGCAGGUGUGGUAUCACGGAGCUCUGAGUCGCUCGGAGGCGGAGUCUCUGCUGACGCUGUGUAAGGAGUGCAGCUACCUGGUGAGGAACAGCGAGACGAGCAGGAACGACUUCUCCCUGUCCCUGAGGAAAUGCUCUUUCAUGCACAUGAAGUUCACCAGGUCAAAGGACAACAAAUACAUCCUGGGUCAGAACAGCCCGCCCUUCGACAGCAUCCCCGAGGUCAUCCAUUACUACACCACCCACAAGCUGCCAAUCAAGGGAGCCGAGCACCUAUCACUGCUCUUCCCAGUGCAGGUACAGACUCUUUGAUUGGACCACAGCCUGACCCAGUGCGGGUACAAACUCUUUGAUUGGACCACAGACUCUCCCAGUGGUGGUAAAGACUCUCUGAUUGGACCACAGCCUGACCCAGUGCUGGUAAAGACUCUCUGAUUGGACCCAAAUCCCAAUGGCUGUGUUAUACUUGGUUGCCUGUCCUCGCUUUACCAGCGUCUGAUUGGGCAGCCUUUAGCCUUCCCCUGCUUCUGCCCAAUGGCGAUGGCCUUUCCCUUGGUACAGUGUGACACAAGGGACAAACACACACACGUCGGACAUGCAGUCCUGAGGAGGGAGUCCCAGCUCAGCAAUACUGCAGCUCUGUGUGUCUGUGCAGCUCUGUGUGUCUGUGCAGCUCUGUGUGUCUGUGGAGCUCUGUGUCUGUGCAGCUCUGCUCUCUGUGUGUCUCUUGAGUGGUGUAGUAUAGAGAGAGAGCAGAAUUGUAGCUCAUUUAACCCUGAUGGUGGUGUUACAAACUUUUCACUUGCAAUAUAAAUAUAAAGAGAAUUAUGUAUAUUUAAAAAAAAUAAAUAAGAGAAAACUGCUUCCUUCCAGUGCAGUGACGGACCA